GAGCUCCAUCGUCAAUUUGUUCUUCUCCCAAUAAAAUCGAAAAUCGAAAAGAAGGCGACUCUGCAGAAAAGGCUAGGUUGAUCUCGCUUCUCUAACUGUAGCUAAUUUGUUGUUGAUCCCAUAGUUGGGAAAAAGAAGGCAGCUGUUCGAGUGCUUGUUAAUGCUGCAGUCGAUGAAGGGCGGCGAAUCGGGAUCUCAAACUGGAAGGAUGGCGGCGGCGGCGAAGAUUGAGGUGGAGGAUUUGUCGGAAGAGGAGCGCGGGCCACUCCACAAGCGGUCUAAACAGCAGAGUUUGGGAUUCAGUGGUGUUGCAGUGUCUGCUUCACAAUACAACCCUCUUGAUGAGCCAAGUCCAUUAGGUUUGAGUCUCAGGAAAAGCCCAUCCCUUCUGGAGUUGAUUCAAAUGAAGCUCUCCCAAUCGAAUUCAUCGAAAGGUGGAAAUCAAAGUCAUCGUAGUAAAAAAGAGUCCAGAUCAGGAGCUGCUUCUGGUGAUAAGUUGAAGGCCUCUAAUUUUCCUGGUUCAGUUUUAAGAAUUGGAACCUGGGAGUACAAGUCGAGAUACGAAGGAGACUUGGUGGCAAAAUGCUAUUUUGCAAAGCAUAAGUUAGUGUGGGAAGUUCUUGAUGGGGGUCUCAAGAACAAGAUUGAGAUCCAGUGGUCUGAUAUUAUGGCUUUGAAGGCGAGCUACCCCGAUGACAAGCCUGGCACAUUAGAUGUUGUGCUGACAAGGCAACCACUUUUCUUUAGAGAGACUAAUCCUCAACCUAGGAAACACACUCUUUGGCAAGCAACAUCAGACUUUACUGGGGGGCAAGCUAGUAUGCAUAGGCAACACUAUCUGGAGUGCCCACCAGGUCUGCUGGGAAAACAUUUCGAAAAGCUUAUACAAUGUGAUCCCCGACUGAACUUUCUCAGUCAGCAAGGAGAGAUCACAGUGGACUCUCCAUAUUUUGAACCAAAAAUAAUAUCCGGCUUUGAUGAAGAAAAUGAACAAAGCAGCGAAUUUGAUUUGAAUACAGAAGGAAGCCCUUCCCUUUUCAGCUUACAGGACACUACUUCGCCGUCUAGAGCUCAAUCCUCUUCCUCAAAGAAUGAUAUAGAUGUCGUCAGCAGACAUUCCGAGUCUUACCCUCAGGAAACACUGUCCCCAAGCUCAGGUAGGGGUGGAGGGCCAAUAGUCGAAGAUAUAAAGCACGGUGGAUUUGAGCAGCUGAAGGAGCUCAGCAACUGGGAUCAGAUCCAGGUUCCAGGCCUGCGAUCCUCCAUGUCCAUGACGGAUCUGGUGAGCCAUCUUGAGCAUCGGAUAUCGGAACAGGGAGCAUCAAACAAGCCGAGUCUGUCCACUGAGGAAUGGCAGAGCCUGCAGAUUUUAGACGACAUCAAAAGAUGCUUGUUCAGCGACGCACAACACUUGCCACACUCUGACGAGAAGUCCCUCAUGUCCAGGGUCGAUUCUCUCUGUUGCCUCCUGCAGAAAGAUACACCCGAGCAAUUCAAAAGCGACGACGAAGCUGCUGCCACCAAUCUCUCACUGGCUACAAAGCAGAACGUGGAGGAUGUUAAAUGCAAAGAUAAUUCCGAGGCGAGGGAAGACGCGGCUGGAGCCAUGUCGAGGAAGGACUCUGUCGGGGAUUUGCUACUGAACCUGCCAAGAAUAGCUUCUCUCCCACAGUUCUUGUUAAACAUUCCAGAAGAUUAUGAGAACCAAGCUAGAUAAUAUCUAUCUAUCUAUAUCUCUAUAUAUAUAUAGAUACAUAAAAUCCAGGUGCAGCAGCAGCAGCAGAUGCAGAUGAUGAAUUUGCCUCAGUUAACUUGUAUAUGACGAUAAAUCUUAAAUUAAGAUUACCCUGUCUCGAUCAAUAUCUGUGAGUAAAUUUGGUGGUGUGGUGUGUAGUAUUUAGGGAUUCGGAAAUUUUAAGAUUGAUGAUGAAUCCUCAUGUAAUAUGUUCGUUUGUUUUGUCUCCUCCGAGGUAUGAUGAAUCUUGGUGGGUUUCUAUUUUUGUUUA
This is a messenger RNA of Andrographis paniculata, 2006 nucleotides long. RefSeq lists its product as uncharacterized. Lineage: Eukaryota; Viridiplantae; Streptophyta; Magnoliopsida; Lamiales; Acanthaceae. The transcript is spliced from 6 exons. The coding region runs from base 161 to 1717 and encodes 518 amino acids. The record is from RefSeq and is a predicted model, not a curated record.